CAUUGGCGGCUUCGGUGGCGGCGGCUUCGGUGGUGGCAAGGGAGGCUUCGGAGGCGGCCAUGGCGGAGGCAUUGGCGGCGGCAUGGGCGGCGGAUAUGGUGGUGGUAGCAUCGGCGGCGGCCAUGGCGGCGGCGUCGGCGUCGGCAUCGGCGGCGGCCAUGGCGGCGGCAUCGGCGGCGGCUUCGGUGGUGGAAAGGGCGGCUUCGGCGGCGGCCAUGGGGGCGGCAUCGGCGGCGGCUUCGGUGGCGGCCAUGGGGGCGGCAUCGGCGGCGGCUUCGGAGGUGGCAAGGGCGGUGGCAGCAUCUACGGCUAAGAUGAUUCACCCCCUACGCCCCUUCCCUCCCGUCCCGUCCCUCCCCUUCCCUUGCCCUUCAUCCCCUUAUCGCUAGAGGGAGAGAAAACGGCAAGGCAAUGACCCCCUUCAACCCAAACCAAACUCCAAUGGCUUUUAUAUUUUUUCUACUGAUGUCUAUAUUUUUGUACUGUCACGAUAAGGGAGAAGAAAAAAGAAUGUCAAAUGGAGAGUCACGCGUGUUUGAUCAGUAUUAUUACUAUUAUUAUUAUUAUUUUCUUAACGUGUCAUGUCAAGCAACCAACCACUGACUGAACUGUUUUCCUUCUCGGGGUCACAAACCUCGAAGGGCCCGCGAUGACUUGUGAGAAAUAAAAGAGAAAUGAACGAA
Molecule: messenger RNA, 683 nt
Organism: Eriocheir sinensis (Chinese mitten crab)
Lineage: Eukaryota; Metazoa; Arthropoda; Malacostraca; Decapoda; Varunidae
Exons: 2
Coding region: 83-313 (76 amino acids)
Source: RefSeq, a predicted model, not a curated record